AUGUCAGAGACUGUCUACAGCCACGACCAGCUCUCACAGUUGGUCGACUUCAGGACGAACAUUGCGCAUCAAGUGAAGUAUGCCGACAUGGUCACAGGCCGCUCCUUGGCGAGGCAGGUUUGCGACAUGGACGAACAGUUGCCGUGGGCCAGUACUCAGUAUUCGGCCGUGGAAGAUCUCCAGAACUAUGCGCAGACGGGGCUCUGGCUGGCCCUCGUGGCGAUCGGCUGUUGGUUGGCGACCACCUUGCGGGAGAUCUUCAACAUCGUUGCGCAUGCUGCUGCUCUAAAUGGCAUUGACGUAGGUGAUGAAACGGUCUUGGAGGAGAACGAGCGAGAGGAGGACGAGCGGCAGACAGACCAGAACGUGAAGUUCACCCGGAUCUCUCGGCUGCGACGCAACUUGCUCUUCCUCUUCGUGAUUUUGCCCAGGGGCUUAGUGGCUGUGGUGCUGGCAGACACUGGCACUCGCUACCUGGCAAAUACCAUUGGACUGGAAGAUUUGAUUUUGAAUGCCGUGGCGCUCGCCUUCAUUCUGGACCUGGACGAGCUCAUUGAGAGCGCGUUUGCUCCAAGGAGGGCACGCUUCUUGCUUGAUGAGAUCCAUGCCUUGCCAAUUCCCAGGCUUUACAUCCCAGGGUAUGGCCGCAUGAAUGCUGGCGUCCAAGAACGACUCAAGAGCACCAUAAAGCUUCUCCUGCUGGUCGGUGGAUUGAUUGCAGCAUACACUCUGCUUCUCUGGCCUUUGCAUCACAGGAUUCAAUUAGCAAUCAACAUCCUUUGCGGGGGCGAGAAGGAUUUCAUCUUCGCGGUGAAUCCUGCCACUGGCAUCAUCGAAACGACCAAGAGUUUCGAGGAGGCGCCGGAGCAUCUGACGCGCGAGCAGCGCACGGUCUUGCGAAUUGCGGACCCUGUCCUCUUCACGGUGCCCGAGUGGGACGUGACGCAGGCACAGUUGGAGGACUUCUGGGAGGAUGCACCCCCUGCCAUGCAUCGAAAGGAUCCUUUGUCCGAUGCUCCCAGCAUGAACAUCAUCAACUUGUUGGAAGCUAUUGAACUGUCUGAUGUCACAGACCAAGCUGGCAAUAUGCCAUGCAUGGAUGAGUCCUAUCCCAGAUCGGUGAUCAGGCCACAGCUCUUGGAGGUCGCGCAGGUGGAGCGAUGUGCUCAGGUGGAUCUGGCGCGAUGUGCCUGGAGGAACAUGACCGCCUUGCGCGCUUUGUGCCCUGAGACCUGCGGUUGUGACAACGCCAUGAACCCCGCCGCCGGCGCCUUUGCCAGCACGGCCUUCGGAUGCCCGAAGCUCUGCGUGUGGAAGAGUUUGAGAUCGCCCGCCUUGCACAAUGCACCCUGUGAAGAUUGGACACCGGAGCACUUCAUCAAUGACCCCUACGUUGAGAACUUCUUGCGCGGCAUGUUCUCCAGCUUCUUGCACAAGCCGGAGAUGAAAGAUGCUCAUAUCAUGCAAUACCGAAAGCAACUAGAGGAGCACUUCUGGGACCUGCUUCCAGGUCCCAACAAGACUUUGAGCUUGGACCUGGCAGUGGAACACUAUGCAUCCCUCGGCUGGGUGCAUGACGUGGUGGAAGGCAAGUGGACCAUAGGUCUUGGAAUUCCUCAUCCACGGGGCUUGACUGGCUGUGCCUUUUUCGGUUCAUCGGAGAUCAAGGAUCUCACAGGUGUCCGCAUCUGCCGUGAUCGGAGUGAAUUUGAUGAUUUCAGAGGGCUACGUGCGCAGUGCGCCCAGACCUGUGAGUGCCGGAAGAGGAUGAUUGGGUGUCCACGCACGUGUCCUUUACCCGUCGAAUGA
Messenger RNA from Durusdinium trenchii, 1809 nucleotides. The record is from the annotation of a GenBank genome assembly. Lineage: Eukaryota; Dinophyceae; Suessiales; Symbiodiniaceae.